Molecule: messenger RNA, 2001 nt
Organism: Drosophila melanogaster (fruit fly)
Lineage: Eukaryota; Metazoa; Arthropoda; Insecta; Diptera; Drosophilidae
Gene: FucTC
Product: alpha1,3-fucosyltransferase C
Exons: 2
Biological process (GO): N-glycan processing; glycoprotein biosynthetic process
Cellular component (GO): Golgi cisterna membrane; membrane
Molecular function (GO): fucosyltransferase activity
Source: RefSeq, marked reviewed
AUUUUAUUCCCCAAUAUCUAUAUACAUAUAUAUAUGCCAGAGAAAUGAUGAAAUUCGCGUCCCUACACCAGAGUCGAAUGUCCAGCAGAUUUCGCAGAUUUGCGACCUCAGAUUCUGAGCUCCAUUUAGCUUUCAGUUAGUAGUCCUGUCUCUUCUAACUCGGUUCCUGAAGCGCUGCCUGGGCCAUGUGAGAAGUGCGAGAGCCAGAAGUUUGAUUCCAGGAGGUGGAGCUACAGGGCACGAUAUCUCUAAUCUAGCCCAAUGUUUUUCCAGCCAGGGUGGAGUGUGAGCUAUGUAUGUUUGGUAGUUGGGUUUCAAGAACAUAUCGGACCGGCAAUCAAUAAUGGACUGCCUUAUCGGGUUCGCACCUUUCGCCAGGGAACUACGGCUAUUGGUACAGUGAAGGCGGCCAACAAGUUGCACUCAGCUAUUUAUAUAAGGUGUUUAAAUCGGUAUUUAUCAAGCGUACUUAUGCCGUGGGGAAUGUUAAUUUUGUGUGUCUCUAUCAAUUGUAUAUAAUUCGUAAUUUGGUUUCAUAAAUACGUAAGCAAUCCAUCGCCAUCUUUUUUAUGUAUUUAGGGAGGGUUCACUGUAGCUUCGAAGUACCUGGGUUGUUAUCUGGUCGAGUUGGGCACAUGUCGAUGGCUGUUCGAUCGGUACGGUUGGCCUGUGGGCCGCGCGGCGCUCUCCUGCUGCUCCUCCUUGUCUUACUCGGUGUCUUAGUGGUUCUUCACAAAGUCACUCAGUCACCGCUCCUUAAUCAAAACAAAAUCCUGCAAGAUCACUUAAGGGGCCAGCACGAGCGGUAUAUCCAAUCCACCCGUACCAUUCUCCUCUGGACAGAAUUUUUUGGUGAUUCGCGAUGGAAGCUUUCCUGGGACACUUUGGGACCGCAGGAGCUGCGGGAUGAGCUCCACUGUCCUGUUUAUCAGUGCGAGAUUAGCAACCAAAACGCAUUCCUGCCCGCAGUGGAACUCUAUGAUGCCAUUGUAUUCCAUGCGGCGGAGAUGUUUCCGCUCCUGCGACCAGUGCCCUCCCAGAGAAGCCCCCACCAGGUCUACGUAUUCGCAUUGAUGGAACCGCCUGGGGAGACUAAGCCGGCUGGACGACGAACAAGGAUUUUAUAACCUCACCAUGACUUAUCGCAUUGACUCGGAUGUAUUUUGGCCCUACGGGCAGUUGCUGGACAUCACAGCGGACGCCGUGGUGGCGCCCAGUGUGAAACCACCUUGGAGGAAGCCUCCUGUGGCCUUUAACGAUUCUCUGGUUUGGGACCUCUGGUCGGGGAAGACGAAAACGGCCGCCUGGUUCGUCUCUCAUUGUGAAACGUUGUCGAAAAGGGAGGUCUUGGCCAAUAGGCUUCAAGAAUUUUUUGAAGUGGACAUUUACGGAAACUGCGGAACACUCAGCUGCACCCGGGGGGAUCCGCACUGCGCCGAGAUGUUGGACACUGACUACUUUUUCUACCUGGCUUUUGAGAACUCGCUGUGCGAUGAUUACGUGACGGAGAAACUUUUCGACGCAUUAGAACGGACCGUAAUACCCGUGGUUUUUGGCGGAGCAGACUACUCCCGCAUCCUGCCUCCGCACUCGUACGUCGAUGCUAAUCGCUUCAUGUCCGUGGAAGGUCUGGCCCAGUAUAUGAAGCUUGUGGUUGCAGAUCCGGAUUUGUAUGUAAGCUACUUCUGGUGGCGCAGCCACUACCGCUUGACCUACAGCUCCCCGUUUUGCGACCUUUGCGCCAGGCUCCAUGAUCCCUCAUUUGGCCACAAGACACAGUUCUACCACGAUAUCCAAUCCUGGUGGUUCAACAGUUGCCGCUUGCAAAGCCGAAUACGUUUGUGAACUGUGCGCGCAUUAAAAAGAGAUAGAUAACCAGAAACACAGGAAAAUCGAAAAUGAGAGAGACGCACUUUGAGUUUCCCGCAUUUGCCUUAAGUGGGAGAAGGUCAGCUUACGCAUGUAAAUAGGUAUUUUGUUGGGAAUUAUUUUAAAACAAAC